Syngnathus acus (greater pipefish) is the source of this 1018-nucleotide messenger RNA. RefSeq names its product THO complex 6 (gene thoc6). Gene Ontology annotation, molecular function: protein binding. Gene Ontology annotation, biological process: mRNA export from nucleus. The record is from RefSeq and is a predicted model, not a curated record. Gene Ontology annotation, cellular component: transcription export complex; THO complex. NCBI's taxonomy places the organism in Eukaryota, Metazoa, Chordata, Actinopteri, Syngnathiformes, Syngnathidae.
CUGCUGCACAUGUCAGUGUUCUCUCAACGGUUUUCCCCAUGUGGACGUUUGGCGGCGGGAAACAACUACGGGGAGAUCGCCAUCUUCAGUUUGUGCGCAGCUUUGAGCCCUGAUGCGUCGGAGGCGGGUCGGAAGCCCUUGUUUACGUUUCCAGCUCACGACGGUCCCGUGUCGUGUCUGGAGUCGUUCGGUGGCCAUCUGCUGAGUGCCGGGGACGGGGUCGGUCAGCGCUUGGAAUUGGCCGAGCUCAUCAAGAAGAAUGUUAAAGUUGUGUGGACAAAGAGACCGGAAUACAAAGCCAACAUGGAGAUCCCAGAGAUCAACGCCAUGGCGGUCAACCCCGAGUGAGACAACAGCGUGGUGUUUGGUGGCGGUGACAAUAACGUUCACGUCCUGGAUCUUGAGCCGGCCGUCUUUAAGGCCGUCUUCCGAGGACACUCGGACUACGUCCACUGUUUGAGUGUGAGAGAGCGCGAGGGUGAGGUUCUCUCGGGCAGCGAAGAUGGCGCCGUCAGGAUGUGGGACAGCAGGACAUCUCAGCGGUUCACUGUCGUGGAGGUGCACAAGUACCAGAAAUGUGCCCGCCCUCUUGGCAAGUGGAUCAGCUGUUUGACCACCGAUUCGGAUUGGAUGCUGUGCGGCGGCGGUCCGUCCCUUUCCCUGUGGCACCUUCGCUCCCUGACGCCCACGUCCGUCUUCGCGCUGAGCGGCUGCCAGAGACAAGCCAGCUUCUACCAGGACAUGAUUCUGGCAGUGGGCCAAGGUCCCACCGUGUCCCACUGCCUGCUGGGGGGACAGGUCAAGGCUCAGAUCCCGUGCACGCCCAACAACGUCAACAGCCUGGAGCUCAACACCAACAGCGCCGAACACCAGGUCUUGACGGUGGCAGGAAGCAGCCAAUUUGUGGACGUGUUCACCAACGUGUCCUACAGAGCCUUUUCGCUACACUUUUGAUGCACAACACUUUUUUUGCCCCUUUUUUUAAUGAUGUGAAUAAAAUGUCCUCAUAUGUGGUCUU